Gastrolobium bilobum is the source of this 1110-nucleotide messenger RNA. RefSeq lists its product as uncharacterized. The record is from RefSeq and is a predicted model, not a curated record. Lineage: Eukaryota; Viridiplantae; Streptophyta; Magnoliopsida; Fabales; Fabaceae. Bases 1 to 1110 code for a protein of 369 amino acids. The transcript is spliced from 2 exons.
AUGAACCCGAACCUGGAGAACCUGACAAUGGGUGACCAGAACGCUGCUGUGCAGGCCCUGACUCAAAAUGCUUCGAUAGAAGCAAAUGGACAGAGACACCGGAAUGGAAUCCACCCCAACCAGAAUGCACAGAUCAUCAGAGGACGCGUGGAACCUGGUGCCUACAGAAGAAAAUAUAGCAGGGGGCAAUAUAAUAAUAGCCCCUUCACUGGGGAGAUUUUGAAUGCUUCCUUCCCAGAAGAUUUUGAUUCGGUGCGAUUGCCGAAAUAUGAUGGAAGUCAAGACCCACAGGUCCACAUCGAUGCUUUUGAUACGGACAUGUACAUCCGAGGGAUACAUGAGUCCCUCAUAUCUUGGAUAUUUUCCAUAACUUUGACUGGGGCUGCACAUGCUGUUACAGAUGAGCUCCUCAUAUCUCGGAUAUUUGCCAUAACUCUGACUGGGGCUGCGCAGGUAUGGUUCUCUACCUUACCUGCCAACUCCAUUGGGUCCUUUGAGGAAUUUGGGGAGAAGUUCCUCUUAAAUUUUGCGACAAGCAAGAAACAUCCCAAAUUCGAGUUCGCAAUUGGAAAGAUACGUCAACAACCCGGAGAAACUCUCCAAACAUACGUCAACCGAUUCAAGGAUGCUGCAUUGCAGGUACCAGGUUUACAAGAGAAUGAACACGUACAUCUCAUUGUGGUUGGCUUGGAUGGAGCAUCCAGGCUAGCUAAGUCCGUUUAUAAAGACCCAGUGAGGACGUUGGAUGAAUUCAGAACCCGUUCAAAGAAGUACCUCGAACUCGAGCAAAUGGAGAUUGCAAAUGCGCAAUUUGAAGAAGGUAAAAGAAUUAGCCCGAGAAGGAGGAACCCGAUCCUGAAAGAAAAAGAGCGAACUGGUAAUAAGAAGAAAGACUCUAAAACCAGAAUCCCAGAUGGCUGGGACCGGAUUGGAAGAUACGAGAAAUACACACCGUUGAAUGCUUCACGCUCUCAAAUCUGGAGGGAAGUGGCAAUGACGGAGAUGAAGAAAGUAGAAAGACCCUGGCCCAUAUUCGACAGAGGAGGUUUGGAUAAGUCCAAGUAUUGUGCUUUCCAUGAUGGGCCGGUUCACACCACUGAUCAAUGCUAG